Pogonomyrmex barbatus (red harvester ant) is the source of this 5043-nucleotide messenger RNA. RefSeq lists its product as uncharacterized. NCBI's taxonomy places the organism in Eukaryota, Metazoa, Arthropoda, Insecta, Hymenoptera, Formicidae. The record is from RefSeq and is a predicted model, not a curated record.
GCCGCCGAGGGAGCGAGCGAGACGAAGAAAGUGCGAGGAACAUGCGGGGGUGACGGGGACGAUCACUACGACGACGACGACAACGACGACGACGACGACGACGACGACGACGACGACGGUGGUGGUGCGCUGUCGUGUUCCCUCGCCGUCGUAUGCCACCCUUACGAUGUGACGGACCAUGAAGAGGACUCUCUAUCAUUCUUCUCUUCUGAUAAGAGAACGCGUUUUUCUCGCGCCAGUUAAAGAUAUAUAUAUUCGAGGAAUGACGUAAAGCGACGGUGGGUGGCCGUCAAUCCCCGUGAGAGAUCGAUCGACGACCGGCUGUGUGACAUUGGCCCGGAAGCACCCGUCAUGGAAUACCGGUGCGGCAGCACGAGAUGCGAGGACGACUCGUUGGAGAACGAGAAGGGAAUUGCGGGCGAUUUACGGGGCUCCUCGAAGCGCGGCACGUCGCACACGCGCGGCACCGCGAUGUCCUUCGGCUUCCGACGACGGCCCGCCAGCGGGAUCCCGAUGCCGAUAGCGAACUACGCCGCCGGCACCGCCAGCGAGAAGAGCCUGCUGCACCCACGAUCAAAGUCGGCCGGCCCGGAGCAAGAUCGCAGGCGUAUGAUGGACGACGACAACAGCAACGUGAUUUAUAAUUCGUCGUCCGGCCGGUCGACACCGCGACUGGCGCCGCCGAAGAAGGACUCGAGCGGGAUCGGCGUCAGGACGAAUCGCUUCGGUUACCGGCAGCCGCAGGCGAGAUUCACGAAUAAGGUGGGCGACAUUUGCAGCAGUCACAGCAUCAGCCACUACAAUCAGGAGAAGCUGCAGCAAUAUCCGCAGCAGCAACAGCUCCAGCAGGAAAACUACUUCGUCAAGCAGCAACCGAACCGGGUCGUCGCGCACGUGCCGCAACAUUUGUGCAGCACGACGGCGCCGGCGAAGCCUCGCCCACCGCAAUCCAACAAUGCGGCUUACGGCGGAAAUUCGACGACGCAACACACGGACACCAACAGACGAGUUUCAGGCAUUCCAGAACCCAUCAGCAGGUACACGCUGCAUACCAGCCAUCUGCCGCUGCCGCAGUACGCCGUGCGCGUCAAUGAUUCGAACUCCAAGAUCGCGAAAACCGCGGCGAAUCAGAGCAGAAAAAUAUCCACGUCGACGUUGAAGGGUUCGUCCAGCUCGAAGGAGGGUUCGGUGACCGAGGACUCGGGUGUCAGCAGCCAACCGGCUGGUCCGGAAGAUAACGAUAGAAUCAGAUCGGUGGAUUUCGUGGACGAUGGUUCUCUGAGGAGACGCGGCGUCGGCAGACCGAGGAAUCUGCGCAUGGUGGUGACCGGCAAGAGUUUCGACGUGAGAGACGUCCGGGACGACGACAGCACAGUCACAGAGAUCUCUGUGAUCCCAUUGCCCAAAUCCUUCGCGACCGCUGCGGUCAGCCUGAAUACCGGCUUUGUACGUGAACGCGCCACGCAAUACCAGCGAAUCGUUAACAAGGACAACAGAUACACCGAUUCGACCGCCUCAAUGUCCACUACGUCCUCAGAGGGAUACGACGAGGGUUGUUUGAGCGAGGAAAAGGUCUACAAGGAUCGAUCGCGCACGGAAAAGGUCCCGUCCAUCAAAUCGGACUUCAGCCCGCCUAGUUCGGACGAUCCCGAAUAUGGCCACGGCGAGGCCAUGGCGGAUGAGUACUCGUUGAGCUCUAGUGACGAGUGCCAGCGUUCCAACUCCAUCAUCACCCAGCACGCGCAGGCGAUCACCGCUGCAACAAAGAAUGGCACGACAUCAAAGAACGCUCUACGCUCAGUGCUGUUAACCAUUGAAGAUCCGGCGUUCGCCGCUGCUGCCGCUACCACAACCACUUUGAUAGAUGACGAGACUUCACCGGUAGAUAGUCUGUUUGACAGUCCCACCGCCAGCAUCACUCAGUCGGAUGGAAAGCCUUCGAAGAGGGACGAGGAACACGCGUACGAGCGUUCAGAUAACACUCUUGAGGACGACGGUCCCGGCACGCCGACGAACGCCUCCAACUCGCUCAGCUUGUCCGAGGGUAGAGAGUUCUUCGACGAUGAGAUCGCGGAUCAGCCCGGAUUGAUUUUCGAUGAUAACAACUCGAGGGCGAGAAUUGAAACGCAAUCUGCUAUGGGGGGACAAGUAACCACCGAGAAUAGCCACACUCUGAUCGAGACAAGCUCUAAAAUGAAUGGUGCGCACAUCAAGGGUAUAGUAAACAGUCCUCAUCAUGGACAACGUUUGCAUCGAACAGGAAGCGUAGACACUUUAUCGCCCUGCGAAUCCAUCGCCUCGGAUGAUUUAAUGUUAGAUUACGACGGCAGUGACGCAAGCUCUUACGAGGAACAGCAGCGAUUAAAUUCCAAUCCCGCGUUGCACGAGCUGGAUGAUGCUACUAUAAUUUCCGAGCUGGAGGCUCAGGGCGAGGAAGUCAUGAGGCAGUGGAGUUCGUUGCUGAACACCGCGCAUAUGGAGGAGGCAAAUUCUAAUUCUGCCAACAAUAAUUCCAUCAAUAGUGCGACUGGCAACAAUAACAAUCAGACCAUCACCGAAUCUGGAAUCGGAAGUGACAGGAUGUCAAGGCUGUUACGCAGCAGAUCGGGAACGGAAUCGCCUCGUUCGUUAGACAACAUGCGCAACCGCCAAGUUUCUAGUCCUAUGAGAACGUCGGGAAGUGUGUCAUCCUCGUGCGUCGAUUCCGGAGACGAGGCCAGCCUCAGGAUAGACCGCGGAACGUAUCAGUACAUGUUCCAGGAUAUCGUCUCCAUAAAGACGAUGCUCCUGAAACUCAAGCGGGUCCUUCAGGAGUCAGGAGAGAACGAUUUGACGAGGACAGAAACUCUCAAUCCAUUCGAUAAUCCGAAGAAUGGCCUCUUCUGCAACCUGAACGAUGGUGGAAUUAAUACGACCGACGUGAGCACGUCACCGGGAAGCGGUGGUAGCAGUAUCGCGGACGAACUGGCGGACUUGAGGAGGCAAGUAGUGUUCCUUCAGGGCCAGGUAGAAGAUCGGGAUCGUACGAUACAGGUGCGGGAUCGUACCAUCGAGCUACUUGAGGUAAAUAACGAGCUCCAGAUGUCGAAGCUUCAAGGACCUAAGAAUGGCGACGCACAAAGCUAUAGUCUAGCGACGCGCAACAACAAUAUCCCUUCCGUGCACACUUCUAACGCCGCCACGCAAACAGAGAAGACACGUCCAGUAUCGGCGGGGCCUUCGCUCCUACAGUCACUCCCUCAGGAUGGUGUCAUGGGGCCUCUCGUUAGCCGUGUGCGUUGGAGUGACUCGUCAGAUCGUCAGCGACCAUCACUGCUCUCCGAGCUUAAUCCCGCCGGGAGCCAUCGCAAGCCAAUUGAACGCUUACCUCAUACGCUAAGAGUCCGUCAGGAACAGAUCCCAUCACGUCGCGUCAACGUACACGCGAGGAGGCACUCGUCCGAGUGCGUGUCCGGCUCGCCCAUCAAGCCAAAGGACUGCGCAAAAUUGCCAUGCGAUCUGAACGAUGCGGAGCAACGCGACGUCAAAAUAGAAGGCAACACGGUCAAGUCCCUCAUUCCGACACCUAGGAAACUUCGGCUUUAACGACACGUCGAUUAUAUAUUAUCUUCUUUGCGUUUACGGCAACGUUCCUUUUUCGCUCCAGAUGUCCGCAUCCUCGAGAUACAGAUCUCCGUACAGCCUGAACUUCAUCUGAAAUUUAUCUUAUGAACAGAUUAUUCGAUUCAUAUUUAUGAUCUCCUACUCAGUAAACGCCUAAACUGAGCAUGAAUCUACAAUGAUUUCAAUUAUAUUGUAAAUUACAGUAAUUCAUUGGAUUACACAUAUGCCGAAUAGAAAUUUAAUCUAUGUAAUUAUUUGAUCGUGUUUUUUCUGUCAGGCGAUCUUCGACCGAUUCGGACGUCUACAAAAGUAUUGCAAAACGAUCUCUCGUUCUACUGUCCGUGCUCGUAAUUAGUUUUUUUGCACAUCAUGACGUUUAUGUUCCACGCAUUAAUGACAUAAUAGCGUCGUUUAUGCGAUCGUCUUGAUAUAAUUCGUUAUCAUAUUUAUGUAACGUUGUACAGAGAGUCAUCAUGUGAGUCUAUCACCAUCUGUUCCCGAGUGGAUAUUUCCGACGAUAUGUAAUUCGGGCAUGAGUACACUUCUCUCUUAUUUUCUUAUUGUUAACGGUACUUUUGAUUUCCUCAUUUAAAUGUGAUCUCAAGUGCAAAAUUAGAAAUUAGCGAAUUAUCUGCAUUAUGAAGUUGCGCCUUAUCUGUCUAUCCGGUAAUCGAUUUGGGACCUACACUUCGCAUACGUGUGGAAUUUUUCUCCAUAUGAUCUUACUUUGGAAAGCAAUCAGAAAUGGAGGUCCUGUACGUUUCUAGUUUGAAUCUUAAUAUUUAUCAAAUAACUUUUGUAAUAUAAUUUAUUGUAAAUACAAAUGCAAGAAAUUGAUUUUAAACAUAAUGUACAAUUGAGAAAAUUCUGUCAAUCUUUCAAAAAAGAAAUUAAAUUCAAAAACUUUCGAUAUUUCCUUUGGACACAAACGUACGUAACGUCUUAGGAUGUAUAAUUUCUAUGUACACAUUUAAAUCUAUUUUCUUGAAAAAGAGUGAUUUUCUAAAUAUAUCUAUUGCUUAUUAUUGUGCAUUUAUUAAACAAAUUUUUUCACAGCUACGUUAUUCGCUGUGAUCCAAGAAAUUAAUCAUUGUUAAAACUAUUACAAAAAAUGUUGUGUACAAGAAAUAUUCGUAUUAUGAUUUGUCUUUAUCGUUCGAAGAUACCAUAAGUACAGUUGGAUAAUUUUGAAAGAAUUGCUCGAAUGUGGCUUUAACUUGGUGGCUGCAUUUCGUGACAAAUAGGAAUGAUAGUAAUUAGAAAAACCAGGGUACUAUGUAAAUUCCAUGUUGUUUUAAUUUAUUGCGUGCUUGGUAUGUGCUUGGUGCUAGUAAGUUUGUAUUCCAUAUAUGAUAUUUAGACUCUCCUGUUUUUCGCGUGAUCACACCUACUGGUAGUGUCGUCCAAACAUAUACAAAUAAAAAAUAACGAUUUUAAAUA